Camellia sinensis is the source of this 521-nucleotide messenger RNA. NCBI's taxonomy places the organism in Eukaryota, Viridiplantae, Streptophyta, Magnoliopsida, Ericales, Theaceae. The record is from RefSeq and is a predicted model, not a curated record.
AAUAUGUUUGAGGUUUUGAAAUUUCUUACUCUAGUUUUGUUCUUUUGAUUGACUCAAAGCUAGAUGAUGAUGUGGGAAAUGUUGAAAUGGAACUUUUCUUACUUUCGAAGUUUGUGAAAUCUUCGGUUUCUUCAUGUAGCGAAAUACAUCUAGAUGCAGAACAGAGCAAUCAUAUCGUGGCACUAAAGGUGCUUUUCAAGAGCCAGCUGAAACAGUCUCAGGUUGAACAUCAGCUUCGUCGUGAAGUUGAAAUCCAAAGUCAUCUCAGACACCCUAAUAUUUUACGCCUUUAUGGAUACUUCUAUGAUCAGAAACGAGUUUAUUUGAUAUUGGAAUAUGCCGCCAAGGGUGAGCUGUACAAGGAGCUACAGAAGUGUAAAUACUUUAGUGAAAGACGCUCUGCAACUGUGAGUUUCGACACUAUGGUUUUCUUUGUUUGUUUAUCUUCCAUUUGGCUUGUCAUUCUUAUUACAUAUUAUGUUUCGGAACCUUCCAACUGUGAGUAAAUUUAUAAUUUUUUC